GAGAGAGAGAGAGAGGGAGAGAGAGAGAGAGAGCAACAAAUAACAAUGAAAGUUUCAGAGAUUUCAAUCAAAUCCCCCGGCCACCACCAACAAGAAUAGUGCCGACGUUCAAAGCCGUUCAGGAAAUCCCCACAAACCAAAACCCCCCCUUUCAGACGCCGUCAAGACGACACCAAGACAUUCCUCCAAGACCCAGUGCUCUCUCACUAGAAGUUCAUACAUUUGAGGACGCGAGGAAUUUUGGGUGGGAACUGAAUGAGAAAAUUGACUUCAAUUGGAAGAAACUUUUGCAUAAGAAGGCACAUGGUUUGCGACUUUUAUGAUCUCUGCUACUCCUCAACAUAAAGGAUUCUACUGAAUAUAUUUCAUAGAAUAUAUUUCAAAGAUAAUUCUUUGUUUCCCUCAAUCUCUUUGCCGCUUUUGUUUCAAGCUUUGCGGUUGAACAGAGAAGAGAAAAACCCACCGAACAAGCUCUCAAAUUAUCAGCAAUUCCUUUCCUUAUUUUAUAUUUUCCAAUCAGUAAAACCCGUUGAGCUCUAUUUUAUCCUGUAUUUCAAUGGAAACCCAGAGCUUGCUUUCUGGGUUUUACUCAAACCCAACGAUCCCACUAGUCCGAAACAUCAAGAAGCCAUUCUUUGUGGCGUCACCGCCUCUUUCUUCAGCAUCUUUCUCUCAACCCCGCAAAUGGGUCUUGUAUAGAACCUGUCAUUCUGUUCCACAAAAGGUGUGGUCUAAGCAGAGAUUGAAGUGUAAAAACGUUGUAGAAAAUGUAGAGAAUGAUGCUAUUUCUCAUGGGAAAGAUUUGAAAAAUGGGAUUAGAAGGAAAAAGCUAGCUGUUUUCGUCUCCGGUGGUGGGUCGAACUCCAGGUCCAUUCAUGAAGCUUCUCUUCGAGGAUCAGUUCAUGGAGACAUCGUUGUUCUGGUCACAAAUAAACACGGCUGUGGAGGUGCAGAGUACGCAAGAGAUAAGGGCAUCCCAGUUGUUUUGUUCCCCAAAACAAAGGAGGAACCUGACGGACUCUCCCCAAGCGACCUUGUAUCUGUGCUUAGGAGAUUCGAGGUUGACUUUAUACUCCUAGCGGGAUACGUAAAACUUAUACCGGUGGAGUUGAUCCAAGCUUAUCCAAGAUCCAUAGUAAACAUCCAUCCAUCACUCCUUCCAGCUUUUGGAGGCAAAGGCUAUUAUGGUAUGAAGGUUCAUAAGGCAGUCAUUGCUUAUGGAGCAAGAUACUCAGGUCCAACAAUUCAUUUUGUUGAUGAGCACUACGACACUGGGCGUAUUCUUGCUCAAAGUGUUGUCCCUGUGCUUGCUAACGACACUGCAGAGGAGCUGGCAGCUCGAGUUCUUCGGGAGGAGCAUCGGCUGUAUGUGGAGGUUACAGAAGCGUUGUGUGAAGAGCGGAUAAUUUGGAGGGAAGAUGGUGUUCCUCUCAUCCGGAGCAAAGAAAACCCAAGUGAGUUCAGGUAGCAGAACCAAACAUCAGCAAUUUUUAUUUUUGUAGGGCUCAGGUUUUCUAUCUGUCACUUUUGCCAAGUCUCAAUAUAAUACCAACGUACUUCAAUACA
Molecule: messenger RNA, 1566 nt
Organism: Alnus glutinosa
Lineage: Eukaryota; Viridiplantae; Streptophyta; Magnoliopsida; Fagales; Betulaceae
Product: phosphoribosylglycinamide formyltransferase, chloroplastic
Exons: 7
Coding region: 557-1468 (303 amino acids)
Biological process (GO): 'de novo' IMP biosynthetic process
Cellular component (GO): chloroplast; cytoplasm
Molecular function (GO): phosphoribosylglycinamide formyltransferase activity
Source: RefSeq, a predicted model, not a curated record